Messenger RNA from Echinococcus granulosus, 1281 nucleotides. RefSeq names its product Beta-1,3-galactosyltransferase. Gene Ontology annotation, molecular function: hexosyltransferase activity. Gene Ontology annotation, cellular component: membrane. The transcript is spliced from 5 exons. Bases 1 to 1281 code for a protein of 426 amino acids. Lineage: Eukaryota; Metazoa; Platyhelminthes; Cestoda; Cyclophyllidea; Taeniidae. The record is from RefSeq and is a predicted model, not a curated record.
AUGUGUGCAGAUGCAAUGACAGUUGCUCCCAUUUUUAAUCCACGAAUACGAUUCCUGAAAGUUCCCUCCAGUAUCUGCUCUCCUCUAACAGCUGCACGGGUCACAGAUGGUAUCAUUUUUGGGUCGUCCCAUCCUAAUGUAGUAAUUAUAUACAAGUCUGCAGUCUACAACUUUAAGGAGAGAAAUCAAAUACGCAAACUCUACUAUCUAUCCUACACUGAUGUCAACAUCCACCUGAUCUUCUCCAUCGGAUUGCCACGAACUUCUUUAGGCAAUGUGUUUCAAAGAGAUGGCUUUAACGUGACCCUACAAAGUAAAGCAGGACAAAGGCUGCUGGAGCAUUCGCGCUUUCCAUCAAGGGCGAAAACGCAGCUAAUCAGAGAAAUGCACAAAUACAAUGACCUGCUUGUUGGUGACUAUGAAGACUCCUACUUCAAUUUGACGCUGAAACAAUUCCACUCAUUCCAAUGGGCUGCUAGAUUUUGUCGACCCUACAAACCGACCUUCGUCUUUCUCGACGACGACUUUGCCGUAAAUACUGACAAGUUAGUUAACUUCGUUCGCAAUAAAACACGGGAGCAACUAGAAUCUUUGAACUACGGUUAUAAAAUGAAUGUGAAUCCUGUCGUUCGGUAUCCCAGUGAGUAUCCACAGUGGGCUCUCUCGAAGCGCGAAAUCCCUUGGCCAAUGCAUGCACCACAGUACUAUGGUAUGUACAGCUUGUGGAGCUACCGUCAUGUACACGACAUAGCCUUGGCGAUGCACUUCACCAAGCCUUUGGUCCUUGAAGAUACGUGGUUGGGGUUGGUACAGCACAAGCUGAACCUCACAUUCGCGAAGCUAAUAGGCAUGUUCUCCCAUAAUUCACUGAUGAGUAAACAAGUCAGAUGUUCUAAUAUCUUUUUCGCUCUCAUUAGCGAUCUCAGACUACGCCAUUGCAUCUCGCUAUCAUGUGCUUGUAGUGUCACCCAAAAUAUGAAUCAGCAGUCUAAGGAACUGUCUUCCCACAUGAGAGAACGCGAUCAACUUUCUUCAGAUUAUUGCCAUGCGGACAAUAGCUGCUUCGAAUGUCAUGAGGAAGAUAUCAGAGUGAUUCCUUUAGUUCUCUGUUGUGCCAAAUGUCUAAAUGGAAUUCUUUGGCAGACCAGCUUCAAAUUUUGCUUAUACCGCUUCUACACUCUCCUAGCACCGGUCCUGUACUGCUCCUGUGAAUCCGGCCUUAUCGAUGGACCUAUGCCAGUCUCUUUGUUUGUGUCUAAGGCGACUCAUCUUCGCCAAUGA